Eruca vesicaria subsp. sativa (arugula) is the source of this 621-nucleotide messenger RNA. The record is from the annotation of a GenBank genome assembly. NCBI's taxonomy places the organism in Eukaryota, Viridiplantae, Streptophyta, Magnoliopsida, Brassicales, Brassicaceae.
AUGGUUCGACAGUCCCGGUCCGAUAUUGCCCAACUCGUUCCACACGGUCGCUUUAGGGAAGCACUUCCUAAGGCGAAGCAGUUCUAUGAAGAUGAGAGAAGGCUAUUGGCUUACGACCAGGUCAAGUACGUGUGCACAUAUUUACUUCAGAGUUUUUCUCCUCUACUUCAUCAAAGCGAUGUUCAUCUCUUACCAGAUGAAACUAAAGAAGCAAUGGCCGGAUUGAUAUUUUCGGCAUCAAGAAUCGGCGAGCUUAGGGAGCUUCAAAUAAUUAGGAGCUUGUUCGUUCAAAGAUUUGGGAAGGAGUUUGACAAAGAUUGUGUAGAUUUGCGUCCAGGAAACCUAGUGAGCUCGGAGAUAGUCAAGAUUCUAGACACGACCAUUCUGCACGAUGCAAUUACUCCAGAGAUCAUAGUGGCAAUUUCUCAAAAGUACCAAACCGACUUCAUUACUUCUGUGGAUUCCAUAACUGAAGAUUUAGUUUCACUUAAUAAUCUUGGGAUUGCUGAUUCUGAUACGCUUGUAAGGAGAAAGAAAGUCACCAAGGAGAAUCCAAACUGUCUGCAUGCGGAUCGUGGAGAGUCUCAAGGAAGAAGAGAUCGGUCAACGUUCAUGAGAUAG